GCGGGGAGACCUCGGUGCCACCCGCGGCCGUUUGGGGAGCUGGGCCUGCCCGCGAGGCCGGGACAGCCAGGUGGGACGCCCCCGAAACCUCUCACUCCUGGGGAGGCCGUGGUCCCGGCUGUAGGACCUGCCGACCAGGGGCCGGGGGACCGCGGGGCCGGCGUUGCGGCCCCGGUAGAGCCCUCUCCCGGUCCUUGGAGGUCUCGGAUGUGGGGUGAGCGCCCACCCCCCGGUGACGCGGCCCCCGCCUCCGGGCGAUCGCCGUCCGAGUCGCGGACUUUACCCAGGCUCCCGCCCCAGCCCGACACCCGCGCCUGCCGCAUCACUUAGCGGAACUCCGCUUCCUAAACGUCUCCCGACGCCUCCAUUCCUUCGCCGGCGUCCUCCGGGCGCCUGGGACACCAGGGGUUUCCCUCUGCAGGACGUGGAGAAGCAAGGCUGCAAGGCUCCCCAGGGCUCAGCUUGGACCACGAUGGGGCUGGGCUGCGGCCUCCUAAGGGGGCUCUCGUCUGGGGCGGCGGCUGGGGGCUGCCCUCCCCCCUGCCCGCGUCUCAGAGCACCCCCACCCCUCCCCUGGCAAGCGAGGCCCGCCCGGGGGCCCGGCGCCCGCCAUGAACGGCCUGUCGGUGAGCGAGCUGUGCUGCCUUUUCUGCUGCCCGCCCUGCCCCGGCCGCAUCGCCGCCAAGCUCGCCUUCCUGCCGCCGGAGCCCACCUACUCGCUGGUGCCCGAGCCCGAGCCGGGGCCUGGUGGGGCCGGGGCCGCCCCCUCAGGGCCCCUGCGGGGCUCGGCCAGCAGCCCGGGCCGCUGGAAGCUGCAGCUGACGGAGCGCGCUGAUUUCCAGUACAGCCAACGCGAGCUGGACACCAUCGAGGUCUUCCUGACCAAGAGCAGCCGCGGCAACCGCAUCGCCUGCAUGUAUGUGCGCUGCGUGCCCAGCGCCAGGUACACGGUUCUCUUCUCGCACGGCAAUGCGGUGGACCUGGGCCAGAUGAGCAGUUUCUACAUCGGCCUGGGCACGCGCAUCAGCUGCAACAUCUUCUCCUACGACUACUCGGGCUACGGCGUGAGUUCGGGGAAGCCCUCGGAGAAGAACCUCUACGCCGACAUCGACGCCGCCUGGCAGGCGCUGCGCACCAGGUACGGCAUCAGCCCCGACAGCAUCGUCCUGUAUGGGCAGAGCAUCGGCACGGUGCCCACCGUGGACCUGGCCUCUCGCUACGAGUGCGCCGCCGUGGUGCUGCACUCUCCGCUCACCUCAGGCAUGCGCGUUGCCUUCCCUGACACCAAGAAGACCUACUGCUUCGAUGCAUUCCCCAACAUCGAGAAGGUGUCCAAGAUCACGUCACCGGUGCUCAUUAUCCACGGCACGGAGGACGAAGUGAUCGACUUCUCCCAUGGGCUGGCACUCUAUGAGCGCUGCCCCAAGGCCGUGGAGCCACUGUGGGUGGAGGGCGCUGGGCACAACGACAUCGAGCUCUACAGCCAGUACUUGGAGCGCCUGCGCCGCUUCAUCUCCCAGGAGCUGCCCAGCCAGCGCGCCUAGCCAGGCCCUGAGCUGCGCCGGGACUUCAGCAAUAAGGCAGCGCCUGGACCUUGCCCCUGCCCCAGCCCGGGGGCUGCAUGUGAACCCCCCCCCCGGGCACCCCGACCUCCGAGGCAGCUGGAGGGUUAGGGGCCAGGACGUGCCCCAGCCUAGGGGCUGUGGACGAUGUACAGGCACGGAGCUACGCUCUCCUUUCCUUUUGGAAGCAAAAAGAAGGAAAAACAUGAAAACAAAUUAAAGAUUUAAAAUUUUA
Molecule: messenger RNA, 1797 nt
Organism: Hyaena hyaena (striped hyena)
Lineage: Eukaryota; Metazoa; Chordata; Mammalia; Carnivora; Hyaenidae
Gene: ABHD17A
Product: abhydrolase domain containing 17A, depalmitoylase
Exons: 5
Coding region: 612-1544 (310 amino acids)
Biological process (GO): protein depalmitoylation
Cellular component (GO): endosome membrane; plasma membrane
Molecular function (GO): palmitoyl-(protein) hydrolase activity
Source: RefSeq, a predicted model, not a curated record